AUGGCGAGGGACUUCCCCCUGCCGCCGGUGGUCUUCAACGUGUCCACUCCCACUUUCCGCCAACGCCGCCAUAUCCCCGAGACCGUCCCCGCCCAACCACCCGCCUCCAUCGUCGACGAGAAGCCGCUUCUCGAGGAGCUCGGCAUCAACAUGCGUCUGGUCUGGCGUAAGACGCUCUCGAUCGUCCUCCACCCGCUCCGCUCCGCCGACCCUUCCAUCCACGCCGACGCCGAUCUCUCCGGCCCCUUCCUCUUCAUCCUCUCCUUCGGCCUCUUCCAGCUCCUCGCUGGGAAGCUCCACUUCGGGAUCGCUCUUGGGUCGGCCACCGUCGCGUCCCUCUUCCUCUACUUUGUCUUCUCAAAGAUCUCGGCCGGACGCCCUGGCGGUCCCGACCUACGCAGGUGCGCCAGCCUCGUCGGGUACGGCAUGCUCCCCAUGGUCAUCUUCUCCGCCGUCUCUCUCUUCCUGCCGCGGGGAGGUUGGCUCAUCUUCGGGGUCGCCAUGGGGUUCGUGCUCUGGUCGACCAGGGUCUGCGCUACGCUGCUAGCAUCCACCGCCAAGGACCAUAUGUGCCUCAUUGCCUUCGCCUGCUGGCUCGUCUACAUGCUCUUCGCUCUUCUCGUCAUCAUUUGA
Lolium rigidum is the source of this 633-nucleotide messenger RNA. Its product is annotated as protein YIPF5-like. The coding region runs from base 1 to 633 and encodes 210 amino acids. The transcript has a single exon. Gene Ontology annotation, biological process: endoplasmic reticulum to Golgi vesicle-mediated transport; vesicle fusion with Golgi apparatus. Gene Ontology annotation, cellular component: membrane; trans-Golgi network. NCBI's taxonomy places the organism in Eukaryota, Viridiplantae, Streptophyta, Magnoliopsida, Poales, Poaceae. The record is from RefSeq and is a predicted model, not a curated record.